AUGGACUGUGAGGGUAUGACUCCGUGCGCUACAAGGGGCAAGAUAAAUACCAGCGAUCCGAAGCAAGGUGACGACGAUAACGGCGACAUUGAUGCGUCGUUGGACAAAGGACCAAAUAACGCCGGUGCUGAUAUCAGCUCGAACAUCAAGUCAACUAACGACGAAACUACCAUUCAGACGGGUAUUACUAACAAAGCAGCAACUCUUGAGCCUGUUCUAUCAACAACUUUGCAGUCUGCACCGAUGACUCACGCGCCACUAUCAACCUCACUGGUGGCGGGUCCAUCUGACCAUAGGACACAGGGGUAUCCAUCUUCCAGUUCAAGGGCACCGAGUGCAAGUAAGGAACCCGAUAGUACUGAGGUGCUCGAGAACGAGACGAAAUCGGCUUUUUCGACGACGGCAAGCAGGUCUUUAGACCAGACGCUCGUUGUAGUGAUUAUUGGUGUCGUAGGUGCUAUCGGCACGCUGGUUAUGUUUGUAUCGCGCAGGGUAUUAAAGGAGCAAGAUGAUGAUCUGGACUUGGAAGAUUCCAGGUUUUUCUAG
Molecule: messenger RNA, 546 nt
Organism: Peronospora farinosa
Lineage: Eukaryota; Oomycota; Peronosporomycetes; Peronosporales; Peronosporaceae
Source: the annotation of a GenBank genome assembly